AGCUGUGUCAGUCAGGGGGAGUAGAGUCUAAGUGGUGAGGAGUGGAACCGACGUCCGGUUGUGCACCUUUCACCAUGGUUGACACCCGUAGUGGGAAGAGUACUGCCCCCUCCGAGGCCGAGCAGGCCCGGAUUGCCGCCCUUCUGAGAGAGAAAAAGGAGAAGAAAGAGUUCCUUAAGCAGGUGAAGUUAAAGGCCAUUGCAGAGGAGCAGGCGGCAAAGAAGAAGAGAUUGGAGGAGGAGAUGUUGAGAUUUCAAAGGGAGAAGAUGCUGCAAAUACAGCUAGAGGAAGAGGAAAGAAGAAGGGUUGCAGAGGAAGAAGCAGCAGCAGAGGAGGAGGAAGAAGAAGAAGAAGAGCCCCUUGAAAGAAGACGUGGGGAAGAGAGAGGGGAAGCAAGCGGCACGAAGGAGGAGGACCGAUGGAGGGAGAAAAAGAUUAGUGAAUGGGUGGCUAACUUAUCUUUGGGAGAAGAUGAAGAGGCACAAUUAUAUGUGCCGCAGGAGGAGAGGGAGGCGUUUGCCAGGGCCCUGGAGUUGAUAGAGGAUCCCCUGGAACGCCAGGUGACAGAAGAUGAGAAUAAGUUGGAGUGGAAAUUGAAGAUGAUGAGGGAGAAGAAGAGAAGGAGGGAGGAAGUCAGUAGAAUAGCUGGGGAGGUUGAGCGAGUCGUCUCUCUAGGCACGUCCCUCACAGGCGUAGCAGAGGAAUUGAAGGAGAGGAUGCCUGCUUGGGCCAAGAUGAAGAAAGAUAGUAAAGGGCAGCUAGUCCUAGUGGAUGUAGAAGUUUUCAGAAGUAGAGUUGAGGCCCUUAUAGACUCAGGGGCCACCGGUAGUUAUAUUAGUCGUAGAGCGCUGAAGAAGUUGAGGCUAGGAUUGAAAGUCCAGAAGUUGGAAGACCCCAUAGUUAGUGUCCUCGCAGACAACCGCACGAUGCGAGUUGUGGACUACGUGGAGGGAGUCCAGGCGUAUUUCCGCCUCGAGAAAGAUGGGAAGGUGGAGAAAGUUCUCCAUUCCCUGACUCUCCUCGUUCAGGAUGACCUUCCUUUUGACAUAGUCCUAGGUAUGGACUGGGGAGAGGCAGCAGGGGCCACACUCCACUUCAGAGAGCAUGAGUGUAGGCUCCCUAGUCCGUCAGAUGAAGUUAAGACAGCUUGUCUGUUCCAUGUGUCUGGAGUAGAUAACUCCUUGGCACAUUGCUGCCUCAGUGCUCCCGCAUUCGCGCGAUUAGUGAGAAAGGAGCAAUUGGAGGAUCAGGUCUUCGUAGUGUAUGUAAGGUCUGCCACUGAGCGUAAUCAAGAGGAUAGUUCGAUGGAUCCAGCCAUUGCCAAGUUGCUUGAAGAGUUUAAAGAUCUCAGAGAGCCGCCGACAGGAGUAGUACCGCGGUCGAUCCAACACAGGAUAGAGAUAGAGCCUGGCAGUAAAACUCCUAAGGGCGCAGUCUACAGGAUGUCCCCUAGAGAGUUAGAGGAGCAGCGCAAGCAACUAGACGAGCUCCUUGAGAAGGGUUGGAUUAGGCCCAGUUCGUCUCCUUUUGGAGCACCGGUUUUAUUUGUCCCCAAGAAGGAAGGAGAGCUAUGUAUGUGCAUAGACUAUAGGGGUCUGGAUGCUAUUACAGUCAAGAAUGAUGAACCACUGCCCAGGAUAGACGAUCUCUUAGAUCGAGUGCAGUGUUGCAAGUAUUUCUCAAAGAUAAAUUUGAAGUUCGGUCAUCAUCAGAUAGAAGUCCAUCCUGAUGACCAGUACAAGACUGCGUUCCAGACUAGAUAUGGGCAUUAUGAGUCCAUAGUGCUGCCCUUUGGACUGACCAAUGCGCCAGCGACAUUUCAGCGACGUAUGAAUGAUUUGUUUAGGCCUUGGUUAGAUAGAUUCGUCAUAGUGUAUUUAGAUGACAUCUUAGUCUUCAGUAGGACCCUCCAAGAGCACCAGGGUCAUUUGAGGCAGGUCUUGCAGAAGCUGAGAGAAGCUAACUUCAAGAUCAAUGCAAAGAAGUGUGAGUGGGCCAAGACACAAGUUUUGUACUUGGGCCAUGUGUUAGACGGAGAUGGCAUUAAGCCUGAGGAAAGUAAGAUAGCGGCGAUUAGAGAUUGGCCGACGCCCCGCACAUUGACUGAGUUGCGGUCGUUCUUAGGCCUGGCUAACUAUUAUAGGAAGUUUGUGAGGAACUUCUCCACUAUCAUCGCUCCCCUUCGCAGAUUGCUCAAGAAAGAGGCAAUAUGGCCGUGGGAUAAGGAUUGUACGUCUGCACUAAAGAAGUUGACGCGUGCGUUAAUAGAAUAUCCUGUCCUCAAAGUAGCAGAUCCGUCCUUGCCAUUUGUCGUCACCACGGACGCGAGUCAGUAUGGUAUAGGCGCCGUGUUACAGCAUGACGACGGCAAUGGCUACAGACACGUAGACUUCAUGUCAGCGAGGAUGCCCUCAGAGAAGGUUGCUACCUCGACGUAUGACAGAGAACUCUACGCUCUCAGGCAGGCCUUAGAACACUGGAAGCACUACCUACUUGGGGUCAAAGUGUAUUCAGACCAUGAGACACUUAGAUGGCUGAAGACACAGGCCAAGAUGACACCUAAGUUGACUAGGUGGGCCGCUGAGAUAGACCAGUACGACUUUGAGCUCAAGCCAGUUAAGGGCAAGUAUAAUGUAGUUGCGGAUGCUCUGAGUAGGAGGUCAGACUACUUUGGAGCCAUAGUUCACUAUCUGGACAUAGGGCGUGACCUGCAAGAGAAAGUUAGAUAGGUGUAUGCGCAGGACCCUAUCUAUAGUGACCUCCUCAAGAAGGUUAAGGAGGCCCCAGAGACUGAAACAGAUUACCGCACUACAGAGGGGUUAUUAUUUGAGAAGACAAAUUUAGUAGACUGCUAUGCGUUCCCAACAGUGAGGAGAUCCGCAGUCUAAUCCUAGGGGAAUGCCAUGACACAGAGGGACACUUCGGUUGGCAAAAGACCUUAGCUAAUUUUAUGCACGCAUACACAUGGCCAGGAAUGAAAAACGACUGCAUAG
Chara braunii is the source of this 2993-nucleotide messenger RNA. The record is from the annotation of a GenBank genome assembly. NCBI's taxonomy places the organism in Eukaryota, Viridiplantae, Streptophyta, Charophyceae, Charales, Characeae.